Ostreococcus tauri is the source of this 975-nucleotide messenger RNA. Its product is annotated as UDP-galactose transporter. Gene Ontology annotation, biological process: pyrimidine nucleotide-sugar transmembrane transport. NCBI's taxonomy places the organism in Eukaryota, Viridiplantae, Chlorophyta, Mamiellophyceae, Mamiellales, Bathycoccaceae. Gene Ontology annotation, molecular function: pyrimidine nucleotide-sugar transmembrane transporter activity. Bases 1 to 975 code for a protein of 324 amino acids. Gene Ontology annotation, cellular component: Golgi membrane. The record is from RefSeq and is a predicted model, not a curated record. The transcript has a single exon.
AUGGGGCCGAGCGGCGCGGCGCCGCGCGCGCGCGCGUUGCAGGUGUGGACCCUGCUCCUGCUCACGGCGCAGAACACGGCGUUGGUGCUCGUGACGAAGAUGUCCUACCGCGACGGCGGUGCGGCGCCGUACGUCGCGAGCACGGUGAUCGCGUGCUCGGAGAUGGCGAAACUGCUCGCGAGCGGUGGGUUAGUGCUCGCGCUGGACGGUGAGCGGGAGUUUUGGAGCGCGGUGCGGGAGAUUCCUUCGAGCGCGUUUCGCCUGGCGCUGCCGUCGGUGCUGUACGUGGUGCAGAAUAAUUUGCUGUUCGAGGGGAUUCGGUUGCUCAGUCCGACGGUGUACAUGGUGUGUUCGCAGAGUAAAAUUUUGACGAGCGCGUUGUUCGCGUACGUGUUGUUGAAGACGACGGUGACGAGGACGCAGGCGGCGUCGCUGUGCGCGCUCGUGGUUGGGAUGAUUUUAGUUCAAGCGCAGGAUGACGGGUCGGCGAGCGGUGGGCGCGGGGAUUCGGGCACGUCUCUGCGUGGUCUCGUGGUCGUGUUCACGGCUUCGAUGACGUCGGGAUUCGCGGGGGCGUACUUGGAGAAGAUGUAUAAACAAGUCGGCGUCGUCGGCGUUCCCGCGCGAUCGAUUUGGGUGAGAAACAUGCAACUCGCGUGCUUCUCCGUGCCCAUAGCGAUGUUCACCGCGAUGAACAAGGACGGCGCGCGCCUGGCGACGCAAGGAUUCUUUGGUGGCUACGACGGCAUCGUCAUCUUGAUCAUCGCCCUUCAAGCGAUCGGCGGUCUCAUCGUCGCGGCGGUGAUGCGAUACGCGAGCAACGUAUUGAAGUGCUUCGCCGUGUCUUUAUCCAUAUGUAACUGCGCCGUGGCGACGACGUACGUUCUCGGCGACGGGACGGAUGGCAUGAGCGCACAUCAGAUGCUCGGCAUCGUCCUCGUCAUCGGCGCCACGUUCGCGUACGCAAACAAAUAG